AUGCGAUCCUACCGUUUCCUACUCGUGUGCCUCGCGCUCUUUCUUUGCGUACACUCAGUCACAGCUGUGCCUCAGUCCGCCGUACGCCGCCAGGAUGACAGCCCUUCAGACCGUUCACAAUCGUCUACCGCCACUCUAUCCUCACGCCCGUCUGCCACAGUGACGUCCUCCAAUGAGGAUUCAUCAGCGUCGAGGGCUGAGUCCAACCGUGCUUCCUCUACUGCUGCUGCAUCUAAAAGCUCAGCAGAGGCAAGUACGUCCGUUCAAGUACCAGUGGCGACCGCGUCUACCGCACCCCAGUCGACGAGUUCACCAGAAGCUGGUCAUGAAAACGCUUUACCCUUCCAACCUAGUCUGACGCCGGCAAUGGGCAUCAGUGGUGUUAUUAUGCUGCUGUCGGGGUUAGCGUUCGCCGUCAUUGGUAUCAAGAACAAAUGGGUAUAUGUCUUUGGCUCAGCUGCAUACCUGACGGCGUUGGCUGUCACUGUUCUGAUAGUCUACCUCAUGAAUCCACCCGUCUCGAAUGGCGUGCAAGGUGCUUUCUUCGUUGCCGCUUUUUUCACUGGUAUCAUCUUCGGCGCCAUAUCUUUGGUGUUCCCAGACAUCACCGAAGGCUUUGGGUGCCUGCUUGGCGGCUUCUGUCUUAGCAUGUGGUUCCUUUGCCUUAAGUCAGGCGGUCUCAUCACUUCAGUGACUGGCCGCGCAAUCUUCAUUGGAUGCAUGAGCGCUGGAGGGUACUGCCUCUCUUUCAGUCACCACACCCGCAACUACGGGCUCAUCGCCUCAAUUGCUUUUUCAGGGGCGACUGCCACCAUACUGGGUAUCGACUGUCUUGGUUGUGCGGGUCUGAAAGAGUUCUGGUUGUAUUUGUGGGCUUUGAACGACAAUGUGUUCCCGUUGGACACCAAUAUCUACCCCGUCACCAAGAAUAUCAAGGCCGAACUUGCUGGUAUUGUAAUCAUAGCGGCACUCGGCGUUGUUUCACAGCUGCGCGUUUGGAAGCUGGUCAAAGAGCAUCGCGAAAAAAGCGCCGCUCAGCAACUAGAAAAGCAACAGGUCCAAGAGCGGGAGGAGGAGGCGCUCGGUCGACAGAUUGAAGACAGCUUCCAGCGUGAGCGCGCACAGUGGGAGGUAGCUUAUGGUGACAAGAGUGUCCGGGACUCUAGUGUCGCAUCCUCCACCUUGAGUCCAAAGCAUUCGACCAGCAUUCGAGGGAAAGACGUCUUCGCUGCAGACAGUCUGGAGCUUGCCAACAUAGAAAAGAGCGGUAUCAUGCGCUCGCCUAACCCCGACACUCCAGCCGGAACCACAGUCACCGUAAGCGUUCUCAAGGAUGAUAUCCAGCAAAUCGAUGCGCAAGGUAACCCGAUCACAUACAAAAAGACCGGCUCGUUAGCAGGCUCCGAUGGCGACCACAAAGAUCUGCCUGCAACACCCAAAGCCGCACUUACCGAUGAUAUUGUGAAGGAACGCAGCCUUCGCCCGUCCUCGGUUCCACCACCUCCAGCGAUCAUCCCACUGCCUUUCAAAAUACCGGCAGAGAGGGACGUUGAUAGUGAUGAUGGCGACAACACCUCUGUGUCUGCCGUUGCUGAAACCGAGAAUGUUUCAAUGAGCGGUCGUAGGCCUAUGUCGAAGCGUAUAUCGGAUAUGUCGAAUCUGCGCCAGAUGUCAGGUCAGAGAAACUCACGUAACGUUUCGGAGUCCCAGGAAGAUCUGGUCAACGCGCCACACAUUGAGGACGACAGGGCCUCGUCAAUUGCCGCCACUCUAGACGACGAACACGACGAUGUCUCCCUGCGCCAACUCUCUCCACCGCACUCCCCAAUCGGCACUGAACACAAAACUAAUGAGUCAGAACCCCUCACCACCUCAAGGAAAGAUGCUGAGGUCGCCCCCCAAGACGAUGUACAAGAAUCGAACGCCGCCAACGAAGCUAGCUUAGCAACAGAAGUCCCAGCAGACACGUCAGUCCGACGGACCAUACGCCAAUCUCUGACAAGCAGCACUGAUCCCAAGUCAAGCGGGGCAAAUGCGAAGCGGCUAACACAACGUGAUCCACGCUUCAGGGCUGACACCCUCGUUUCUAACGCAAAGGGAAACAGUGAAAGCGAGCAAUCGAAGUCAAGCAGCGAGAAAGCGCCAUCACAAAGUUCACAGACUGAGCACGAGGAAUCACGCGUUGGCAGUCUCAAAGAGCGCGCCCUCCCUACCCGGUUCUCCAAAGUCGCGUUGUCCUACCGUACGAACGAAUGGGCAAAGCACCUCGAGACUGCAGACCUGCCGGAGCUAGACGAAUUGUCUACACCAGCAUCUCCCGGUGCAGCUCUUGACCACGACUUAGAGGAAGCACCCGCGCCCGUCAGCGAUGAGAUUGCGGCUCCGUUGAAUGGAAGCCAGCGCAACUCGAAGGCCAUGUCGAUUGAAAAUAAGAGUAGUGCGUUUCUGAACCGCUCGACAUCGACCUCUCAGCGGUCAUUGGCAGAGCAGCAGCCAAUGUCUAGGUCUCCUUCUGUGCUAUCAUCGCGUAUUCUGUCACGAUCGAACUCCGGGACCCAACUCGACGCUUUGACUCCCCUGCCUACCAACACGCUGAUGGGUCAGCGUGAGAGUCUCAUCCGGAACAGGGUGUCUUCGCACUCCUUCUCGCCCCUCCCGUCGCCUGGGCAGACGCUGCUAGAGCAGAACGAUCAGGAGGACAUGACACUGGCGCAAAGGCGACAGCUGCUCAAGCAGGGGCCGACUUCACCUCUGCUACAGCACCAGCCGCCCAUAGUCUCUCCCCGGAGGCCACCCCCUUCGACAGCGCAGAAGUGGCAGAAGAAGGGCUGGGCUGGUCAGGGCGUAGCUCCCGGGUUCGACUCGCAUCAGCCUCAGCGAACGGCCAGCUCGCAGUCGAACCGCAAGCGAGAAGAUCUGUACGCUGACUGGAGAGAGACGAUCCGAGAUGUCAGCCCGCCGCAGACAGCAGCGUACAUAGCCGAGCAGCAACGUGCGGUGCUGCUCCACGAACGACAGCAGAAGGAGGUGGAGAGGCAGCAACGCGAGGCAGUGCAGCAGCAGAGAUUGUCGAUGAUGGACAACAUGAUGCGGAGUGGGCAGAUGCUCGAUGCGCACCGCGAGGCGAUGCGAAAGAUGCAAGCCAACGCGAACAAGAGAGCGGCGUAG
Molecule: messenger RNA, 3168 nt
Organism: Ascochyta rabiei
Lineage: Eukaryota; Fungi; Ascomycota; Dothideomycetes; Pleosporales; Didymellaceae
Exons: 4
Coding region: 1-3168 (1055 amino acids)
Source: RefSeq, a predicted model, not a curated record